CUUGUUGGUGCGGGCAGAGUGAGCGGUAGCGGUUUUCUCCUGCUGGGUUAACCGCUUCGGCUUUAAACUUAAAGCCAUUUCCAUUUGUGUUUGAUUGUUUGUUUAAUAGCGUUGGUUGUUGGAUGCGCUGCCUUGCCCCCGAGUGAGCGGUUAACCGAAGCCGGUGCCUGAGGAGAUGGAGAGCGGGGAGGAGCAGGCCCAGCCCCAGCCCCAGCCCCUGACCCUGCCCCAACCCCAGCCCCAACCCCAGACCCAGACCCAGACCCAACCCCAACCCCAACCCCAGCCCCUGCCCCUGCCCCAACCCCAGCCCCAACCCCAGACCCAGACCCAGACCCAACCCCAACCCCAACCCCAGCCCCUGCCCCUGCCCCAACCCCAGCCCCUGACUUUGACCCAACCCCUGACCCUGACCCAGCCCCAACCCCAGCCCCUGACUUUGACCCAACCCCUGACCCUGACCCAGCCCCAACCCCAGCCCCUGACUUUGACCCAACCCCUGACCCAGCCCCAGCCCCAGCCCCUGCCCCUGCCCCUGACCCUGAACCUGACUGACUUCUCUGAUGAGAUCCUGCUGACCAUCCUGAGGUUUGUGCCCAGCUGCGACCUCCUGCUCAAUGUCCGGAAAGUGAACAGAAAGUUGGCGACUCUGUGUAUGGACAAGAGCCUGAUUAGCUCUGUCACUCUGCAUAAGGAGUAUCAGGAGAGUGACACAAAAGUGACAUCUCUGCUGAAAGAAAUAGCUGGUGACAUUCAACAACUGAAGCUGAGUGGCUGCUAUUGGUUGUCUGGCUCGACUAUUGAUCAGGUGGUAAAAUGUAAAAACAUCUUGAAGCUUGACCUGACAGGAUGCCGCAUGACAUCCCUGCGUCUUUCCAGAAUGCUGUCUGUACUCCGUAACCUGCGCUCCCUUGCUUUAGAUGUCAGCCAAGGAUUUGACGUGGGCCAACUGAGCAGUGAAUGUAAGGCAACACUUGGCAAAAUAACUGAACUAAAGCAGACUUUAUUCACCCCUUCUUAUGGCAUUGUUCCGUGCUGUACCAAUCUGGAGCGGCUGUUGCUUUAUUUUGAAAUCCCAGAUCGGACUCGAGAGGGGGAAAUGCUCUCGGGCCAACUGAUGGUUGGGCAAAGCAACAUUCCCCACUAUCAAAAUCUCAAGGUAUUCUAUGCAAGGUUGUCACCAGGCUAUGUUAACCAGGAAGUUGGGAGGUUUUACCUGUCAGUCCUGAGCAUUCGGACUCCUGAGAACCUGCGUGCCUUUAUUCUCUCUGUCCCUGGGGUUUUUGUUGACACUGGGUGCUCCACACGGAACUUUCUUGAUUGUAUGACUAAAAACUUUAGCUUGGAGGCGCUGCAGCUCCCUCGAUCCUGGUUGAACGGAUCUUCGCUUCUACAUUCCUCACUUCUGCACACCAUUACGUUGAGCAACCCUGUCUAUUUGAACUUCAGCCACUGUAUCCUGUCUGGCUGUCAGCUGAGCCAUCAGAUCAUUAAUGGAGGCAGAAACGUCCAGUCACUAGUUAGUUUGAACCUCAGCGGUUGUGUCCAUUGCCUGCUCUCAGACUGUUCUGUCUUUCGCAAGGCCAAAGAUGACAUUGACUUCGAUGUGGUGGAAGCACUGGUAAACUGUUGCCCCAACCUGAGGCACCUGAAUCUAUCUGCAGCUCACCACCACAGCCCUGAGGGCACCGGACGGCACUUGUGCUUGCUUCUAGCAAGGUUGAAGCAGUUGCGUUCGUUAUCGCUCCCAGUGUGCUGCGUGACGCAAAGUACCAAAAGUGCCGACAAGCCGCCUAAUCACGCCGUGCCUGCCUUGCAGGCACAGUCCGUGCGCCGGGGUCUCGGAAAGAAGGUUCGAAUUGGAGUGCCGACCUAUCCAAGGAAUAUUCAGGAGCAGCUGUCGUUGAGUUUGCCAGCAACUGUGUUUGGGACUCUGCUGGAGAAUGUUCCCUUUUUGGAAGAGCUGGAGCUGAUUGGGUCCAGUUUCUCCUCGAACGUACCUCGGAAUGAGCCUGCCAUCAGAAACGUACAGCCACCCUGUGACCGAGCGCAGCGGAUCCAAGACGAAGAGCUGGUGCUCAUUGGGCAUCUGCAGCACCUGCGCAGUCUGACCUUGGCCCAGCUUCCUGGCAUUCUGACUGGCUCAGGGCUGAUUGGUAUAGGACUGAGGUGUCAGCGGCUACAGACAUUAUCUCUGGCAAACCUUGGUCUGCUGGGGAAAGUGGCUUACAUGCCAGCCUUGUGCGAAAUGCUGAAGCACUGCAAACAGUUGAAGGACUUGAGGCUAGAACAGCCGUACUUGUCAGCAAGUGCACAAUUCUUUCAAGCACUAGGGCAUUGCUCAUCACUGGAGCGAUUCUGCAUAGUUUCUCGGCACGGAACUUUUCAGCAUGAUGCAGUGAUAUCAUUCAUGACCAAGUGCUCGAAUGUCGUCAUGUGUCACAUGUUUACAGGAGAAACUCUAGUGGCCUGCAAGAACCUUCAGCAAGCACUGAUUACAGGUUUCCAGACUGACCGCCCUGCACUGAAUGUGGCUAUAUUCCCACUUCUUCAUGAAGGACUCGCUGACAUCAUCCGGGAUGUUCCAAUGAUGCACUUGGAUGAAAUAACUCUGUUUAAAAGUCGUGUUGCAGAAGACCCUCUGCAUCUCUGGUGGUGAUAUUCUUACCAAGAAGAGAGAGAGAGAGAGCUAAUAGUGUGAUGAUCCCCAUGCGUGACUAUUUCCUUCAAAUUCCCCUGCUUGUUGGUGACAUUGUUGUUUAAAAUAAAAUACACUUGUUUACUGUCUCGUGGAAACCAGAAAAAAGGUUGAAACUUGAAAAUUAGAGGUUUUUUGUUGCCUUGUUUUCCAACAAAAUUCCUUUGAAUCUGGGUUAACACCAAUAAUGGUGGAUUUUACAUGUGGCAACUUUUAUGUUGUGCCUGCUGUAGUCUUCACAAUAAUUGGAAAUAAGAACAUGAGAAGCAAAGGACAAGUAACAACCUAUCAACUCUCAUCCCACUAAUACCAUAACUCUCCCAGAAUAGCAUUCAUUGUGUUGCAAGCAUUCCUAAUGUUUGCCUCUACUUGCUGCUUGCUUCCAUUUUAAUGAGAUUAAAUCCUCUGGUUUGAUUUUUUUUCUUGCUUCCGUUUUACAAACUGAGAGUAACCAAGUUUAGACUAGGUUUUCUUUUUGUUUGUUACCCUGUUGCAAGAUUAACUGUUGCUUUUCUUCACGAUUCUUGAUCAUCCUUAGCCUUCCUUGAAUUCUUUCAAGUUACAGUUGUGAGCAGUCUCAUUCUUCUCUGGACUGUCGUUGGUGUUUGUAUAUGUUCUUUGUGAUGUAGUG
This is a messenger RNA of Hemiscyllium ocellatum (epaulette shark), 3329 nucleotides long. RefSeq names its product F-box and leucine-rich repeat protein 18 (gene fbxl18). The transcript is spliced from 4 exons. Gene Ontology annotation, molecular function: protein binding. Bases 176 to 2659 code for a protein of 827 amino acids. Gene Ontology annotation, biological process: SCF-dependent proteasomal ubiquitin-dependent protein catabolic process. Lineage: Eukaryota; Metazoa; Chordata; Chondrichthyes; Orectolobiformes; Hemiscylliidae. The record is from RefSeq and is a predicted model, not a curated record.